AUGAUCGGAGGAAUUAUUUUUGUUGUAAUACUUUCGGUCGUUGUGUACUUUUACAAUAAAGCUUAUAAAAGACCCCACAACUUUCCACCUGGUCCACCGAGCCUUCCAUUAUAUGGCGCGUAUUGGAUUAUAUUGGCGAAAGCGUACAACGACCUAGCAGCUGCUUGCAUCAAGCUUUCAAAAGAAUACAAAUCAAAAAUUCUAGGAUUCUAUUUAGGACCAUUUCCUACUGUCGUUGUCAAUGAUUCCAAACUAAUUAAAGAAGUUCUCAAUCGCGAGGAGUUUGAUGGGCGUAUGGAUAUUAUUAUUGGCCGAUUGCGGUCAUACUGGAAGAAGCUUGGCAUAUUCUUCACUGACGAUUACUUCUGGUACGUGCAAAGGAGGUUCUCACUACGAUACCUUCGUGAUUGUGGCUUCGGUAAACGUGACGACUCACUAGAGUUCACUAUCGCACACGAUGUCAAGGAAAUGCUUGAUAUGGCCUUAAAUGGGCCUAAGUACCCUGCUGAAAAUGAUUUGGUGAAGGGUAAUUUGAUAUAUCUGCCACAUUUCUUCGCGAUUCCAUUCGUAAAUGGAAUGGUACACGUGUAUACUCGAACUUCUUUGCCAAGGCCGGAAUAUCACGUUCUGUGGAAAGUUGCCCGUGGAGCCUUGUUGUUUCAACGCAGCUCCAACGAUUUUGGCGGAGCCCUAUCAAUUACACCAUGGUUGAAGGAUGUUAUGCCGAAAUACAGUGGAUUCAAAGACUUAUUGAACGGAAAUCACGUUUUAUUGGACUUCUUUAAGAAAAUAGUGGAGGAGGCAAUAGAAACACACAAUGAGGCAUAUGAUCGUCAUUUCCUUGAUGUGUACAUUAGAAAAAUGAAGGAGGAAAUAAAACAAGCGGAACGUUCGACGUAUUCAGUUGAACAACUGAUUCUCGUUUGUACGGACUACAUGUUCCCGGCGGCUUCAGCAGUGGAGUCAGUGCUAACGAUGCUCAUUGAGAGAUUAUUGCUGCAACCUGAGCUGCAGGAUAAAAUACACGAGGAGAUCGACCGCGUCGUAGGACGCGACCGACUUCCCACGCUUGAUGAUCGCAGAAAUAUGCCGUUUACAGAGGCCUGCAUCAGAGAACAAAUGAGAUAUGACACUCUAGUACCACUGGGAGUAGCGCAUCGCGCUUUGCACGAUACCAAGAUCAGUAGCUAUGAUGUGCCCGAGGACACGAUGGUCAGCGUGAAUUACGUAGCCCUACACAUGGAUAAGGAGAUAUGGGGUGACCCCGAAAAUUUCCGGCCCGAGCGAUUUAUUGAAAACGGCCAGUUAAAAAUCAGCAAAGACAAAAGUCUACCAUUCGGAGCAGGUAGAAGACUGUGCGCUGGUGAAACAUAUGCGCGGCAGAGCAUGUUCCAAGUGUUCUCAGCAUUUAUGCAAGCGUUUAGAGUAUCGACCGCUGACGGCAAGCCUCUUAAAAAGCCAGCUGAAAGAUUACAGGGAAUUAUAACGACCCUACCCAACUAUUGGGUACGCGUGACUCCCAGACUAAAAAUAUAA
Molecule: messenger RNA, 1536 nt
Organism: Parnassius mnemosyne (clouded apollo)
Lineage: Eukaryota; Metazoa; Arthropoda; Insecta; Lepidoptera; Papilionidae
Source: the annotation of a GenBank genome assembly